This is a messenger RNA of Mauremys mutica (yellowpond turtle), 3342 nucleotides long. It is a transcript of the gene LRRC71, whose product is annotated as leucine rich repeat containing 71. Gene Ontology annotation, molecular function: protein binding. Lineage: Eukaryota; Metazoa; Chordata; Testudines; Geoemydidae. The record is from RefSeq and is a predicted model, not a curated record. Bases 107 to 1780 code for a protein of 557 amino acids. The transcript has 16 exons.
CGGGCCGGCCCCGCGUUGCCAUGGGGACACGCGCUGGGCCCGGCCGUGGAGGCCGCAAGCGGAGCCGCCGCCGCCCCCCCGGCUCAGUGCCCCGUAGAGCGGCGCUAUGGGGAAGAAGGGGGAGCGGGGGGCCAAGGAGAAAGGGGCUGGCCUGAGCCUUGAGGAGGAAGGAAAGAACGCGGCUAAAAGGAGUGACCCACAUGGCGAAGAGGAGUAUCAGUGCACAGGCAUCCUGGAGCAGGAUUUCAAUGAGCUGUGCUCCCGCGCCGGACUCACCAAAAUCCCCAAGGUCACAGUUAGGCUGCAGUCUGCCUCUAACCUCUUCCCGCCAGAGGAAAGCGACAUGCCGGCCGAGAAGGAGGUCCCAGCCAGCCUCACCCAGAUCCAGAGCAAGUACGCCUACUUCCGGCCCUGCAUCCAGACCGAGCUGGAGCAUGACGACCCCAAGAGCGUCCGUGAGAUCUUCCUGCGAGGUUGGAAAAUUGAAGAGAAAAUGCUGGGUGUUUUCAGCAAGUGCCUGCCCGCCCUGGCCAACCUGCAGGCUGUUCACCUCUGGAAGGUCGGCCUGACGGAUCUCUCGCUCCUCUCUCUGAUCGCUAUCCUACCCAACUGCCCCGCCCUCAAGACACUAAUGCUGGAGGGGAACCCGUUGGCCGAGGGGUCCUUCUACAGGCUGAUUGGAGAGGAGAGCACGCUGGCUCACGUGUCGCUGAGAAACAACAACAUCGGUGACGACGACGCCAAGCUGAUCGGCCAAGCCCUCUCCACGCUGAAGUCCUCCAACAAGAGCUUGGUCUCGCUGACCCUCAGCUUCAACAACAUCUCGGACCUGGGGGCAGGCUACAUCGCGGAGGUCUGUGUCCUGCCGCCGCCGCCUCCCGGGCCGGACCAGGGCUUGCGGUUGAAUCGCUCUCUGCUGUGCCUGUCUCUGGCACACAAUCAGAUCGGAGACCAGGGAGCCCACAAGCUCGCAGAGGUUCUGGGACCUUUCGCUUUAACUCACACCGAAGUCGUGGAAAGGAGGCGACUUUUGCUGGAGAAGGAAUCCCAGGAGCGGUCCCGGUCGCCUCUGAGACAUGCAGAUGCCAAAAGCAGCGAGCGUCCCUCCAGCCUCAUCAGCAACACCACCAUCGACAAGCUGCAGGUGGCCAAGCAGAUUAAGAGCGGGUCCAAGAAAAAGGAGCCUUCGAAGAAAGAGGACAAAGCUCAGGCCAGCACUGCAGGCGGCGGGGGGGUCGCGGGCGGCCCAGCCAUUGCGCCCGCGAAGAAGGAGGAUGCUAAACAAGCCAAGAAAAUGGUUUCCACCCCGGAGCAAAAAGCUGUUCGAGGCAAAGGAACCAAGUCGGGCGCCAAGGAGAAGCGCAGCCUGCCGCCGGAGCUGGAGGUGAGGGAGCCCUGGCCAGCUCCGCGUUCCCGGCUCCCAGGGCACUGGGAGCCCACCGAGAUCGUGAACCCGCUGCUGGAACAGGCCGAGCACCGCGACGGGAAGGUCUUCCUGCCAGGCAACCGCGUGCUCAUCAACUUAAACCUCAGCUGGAACCAGCUCACCGAGCAGGGCCUGAAAGCGUUCCUGGCAGCCAUGGAGAGUCAGCAGCAGGCCAGCAAGGCCACGGCUGGGGUCAAGUGGCAGAUGGGCCUGCUGCGGCUGUCUCUGGGGAAAAACCGCUUCCCCGCUGACAGCAAGACCUUUGCCAAGCUCCAGGAGCUGAUGGUGCCGCGCGACCCCACCUCCAGGCAGCUGCCCAAGGCGCCGGACGAGGAGCUGGCUGCGCCCAGCUAGGGGCUGGAGGGGCGAAAGCAGCCGCUCACUGGAGAGCAGAGGAGUCCCGCGGGCCUGGAGAGCACCAGGGCAGCCCCUUGUGUGGGAUUUCUGGCCCGGCCCGGCCUGUACCGUUCCCACCUGCCAUUAAACAGCUUUGACACAACCUGCUCUGGGGGGGAGCAUUAACUUUAAGGGGCGGGGGGCUGGAGCCCUGUACACCCACUGGAAUUCAGGGCCCUUCCUCGCACGGGAGGGCUCCAUCCACGCGGGGGCUGGGGCAGUGGGGAGGAAGCUCUGAGGAAAGGGGUCUCCUGGGUCGGAGGCAGUGACCCCAUAACUGCACGGUCCCGAGAGCACUGAGCCCUCCUCCCCGCCAGGCCACUCCCACGUUCCCAGUCCGGAGCCCUGCGGGCCGGGGAGAGGGAUGAGGGCCCGGUGCAGUGCCCACGUCGGGGGAGCCGGGACGGGCUCGUCCUCACUUGCCCAGCUACAGCUCCGCAUAGACACUGUCCAGUGACUCCACCUCCCCGAGAGGCGCUGGCUGCAGGGGCCUGAGCUCAGCCGCCCCAAGUCGCUCCGGGCUGGGGAUUUUUCACCCCCGAAGCGAUGGAGCCGGGCCAAUCGAGUCGUGUCGACCAGCCCUGAGACAUCCCCGCCGAGGGACUGGGCGAGCUGGGGGUGCAGGGCCGAUUCCACUCCCAGCAGCAGCAUUGGGCAGGGCAAGGCAGGGCAGGGGGGUUUCUCUUCCCCCAGGCCCCCGUUCUCUGCUCCAGCCAUGACACUGCUCCCUGGCAGCACAGGGAGAACGGCUCCCGGCUCUGGCCAGACACCCCUCUGGCUGGCAGGACUAACGGCCCAGCGAAGAGGAGGGCUGGGAACAAAUGACCCCGUCUCCCAUGCUGCAGGGGGGAAGCAGGCCCCCCGGUGAAGGAUCACACGCACGCCAGCCAGGGAAGAAUAUUUCACUUUUCUUUAAAAAAAAAAAAAAAAAUCUUUACCAGUAAAGGGAAGAAAAUAAAACCGAUUAUACAUCAUGGAACAGCAAACAGUCAGUCCUCUAGCUAGUGUGUGUGUGGGAUCGGGCCAGGGGCUGAUGAGCGGGGGCAGGCCCAGGGCCUGGCCUCUGGCAACGCCGCAGCAGCCUGCGAGUAGACAAAAGCUGAUUGCGAAGUGGGGUCUUACCCUGAGCCCUCCCAGCUCCUCCCUCCAGCCACAGCAGCUGAUCGGUGCUGCGCUGAGCUCACCGUUAGGGGCGAUCGUAUCCGAUGGGCUGGGCUCUCCCGGCCCCAGGCAGCGCAGCAGAGACAAUCCCCACGCAGCCUCCGACCCCUCCAGCCGGCUGAUUGUCUCCAAGCAGCGCUGGGAUUUUGCCACGGCAGACCCGGGCGUGGGGUGUCCUGUUUUCCCAGCCCGCUGCCCGCCCUGGGAUCCAGCCAUUCCAGUGGAGCAAUGUGCGUUUUCCAGACAGCCCCUACCGAAAAGCCUCUGCCUGAAGGAGGGGGCAGCGCAUCUGCUGGAGGGAGACAGGCCGGCUAAUGCCAACAGCGUGUGCUCUGGCGUCACAGGGCUGGGGAGACAGC